Messenger RNA from Vigna umbellata (rice bean), 1787 nucleotides. The record is from RefSeq and is a predicted model, not a curated record. Lineage: Eukaryota; Viridiplantae; Streptophyta; Magnoliopsida; Fabales; Fabaceae.
AUUGAAUUGCAAGUUAUGUGUAUCUGAAGUCUGUACUGGUACUUAUUAUUUGUUUCAUAUAUAUAAAUGUUUGAUUUGACAACCUUCAGUGCGCUUUCGGUUAACAUGUAGUAUUGCACUAUGAUGUUCAGCCUUCUAUUUUCUGCUUCUGUCUGACUAGAGAAUGGUAUUUGUGCUGCAGUUACAUCUGAUGGAAAUAUCCUUGCCACUGGAAGUUAUGAUACAACAGUAAUGGUUUGGGAAGUCUUUCGUGGUAAAACCACUGAGAAGAGAAUUCGAAACAGUCAAUCUGAACUAGCCCGGAAGAAUCAUGUCAUAAUUGAAACUCCAUGUCACAUCCUUUGUGGGCAUGAUGAUAUAAUAACUUGCUUAUAUGUUAGUCAUGAACUUGAUAUUAUAAUUAGUGGAUCAAAAGAUGGAACUUGUGUAUUCCACACCCUGCGAGAAGGUCGAUAUGUUAGAUCCUUACGUCAUCCAUCAGGCAGUCCAAUAACAAAGCUUGUUGUGUCUCAGCGGGGCCAGAUUGUAAUUUAUGCUGAUGAUGAUCUUAGUUUGCACCUGUAUUCAAUCAAUGGAAAAUAUCUUGCUGCCUCUGAAUCCAAUGGACGCCUUAAUGCAGUUCAAUUGAGCCGAUGUGGUGAGUUUUUGGUAGGUGCAGGUGACCAGAGGCAAAUUGUUGUUCGCUCUAUGUACACCCUUGAAGUUGUUAAGAAAUAUCAAGGAGUUGGAAAGGUUAUGACAUCUCUGGCAGUAACCCCAGAAGAAUGUUUCUUGGCUGGCACAAAAGAUGGAAGCCUCCUAGUGUACUCGAUUGAAAAUCCUCAGAUUCGUAAAACUAGCCACAACAAGAAUACAAAAUCAAAACUGACUUAACACAAAAUAUAGCAAUAGCUUGUAGAAGGUGCAUGUGGAAUUUUGACAGUUAGAGCUGCCCACAUGAUGACUGUUUCAGAUUGCUUGAUUAUAUCUAUCAAUCAAAUAAAAUUCUGAUAGACUACUUCCCAAUCAUUUUAGUUAUACAUGAUUGGCAAUAUGUCUAUUUCCCGCUGUUCCUUACUGCAAUUACUGUCAUGUCAUUCAUUGGCAGUCGUUUCAUCUGUGAUAUGACUGCUGCUCUAUAAAUUUACAUUUCUGCUGCUUCUAAUCUCAGCAGUAUUGUUAAUCGCAUUUGAUUUUUAAAUAAUCAAUCUCAAUUUCAUAUUAACCGUGUAAGAAAAACAUUUAUCAAUUGAAUUAUUGUAAUUGAUUGUUUAUUGUUUAUUAGUUGUAAUUAGUUAAGGAAGACUUUGUCUCAACUUGUAAUUAAACUUGAAAAAUCCGAAGUAACACCCAUACUACUUGUAAUGCACGUUUUGUAUAUGGUUGAUGAUGUUAGACAAACUGAUACUGAUAUAUAACAGAGUCUGUUAUAUCAGUUAUGUUUUCCAGUCUUAUAUAUUGAAAGCCUUGUAUCGUAGGCUUCUUUUCUCUUCAUGAAUAUGAUUCUCUUCUUAUCCUUCUCUGUGUUUUCUAACAUGGUAUUUAUAGCUUCUUUGAUCUGACCAUGGCUUCCAGCUCUCGUUCUUCUUUCACUGUGUACUCCGAAAAUUGUUCUGCUCUCUCUCCUUUUCUUCCUCACACCUUCAAUACCCCUAUAUCCUAGAGUUGGAUGAUGACAACUUCCUUAUAUAGCAACAAGUUUUAGCCACUGUUCAGGGACUCAACUCACACGAUUUUAGGAAGGCCAAGACGUUUCUCUGAAAUUUACCACUCUUGAUGAUGCGCUCAACAAUAUUAUCAAUCAAGAA